ACCUAAAUAUAACUACUCAAUAUGUUUAAGUUCAUUUCAGAAUCCAGUCUCCACUAAGUCAUAUCAUUCUAAUAAAAAUUUUUUAAAUUUUUAGUGUUUUGGUUAACAAACAAAAAUACAAAUUUUCGCAAAUACUGUUUUCGGCCUUCUUAACGUGGAUAUUUAUUCUUUGACAUGUUUGUCGGUGACGCCAUUUUUAAUGCCGUUUUGGUGGCUGCCUGUUUAUAUACCAUGUACGAACUGACUCCGGCAGAUCAUCCCUACGGCUAUACGGCAGCUGCAUUCAGUCUGGUCCAUGGACUUUUCGGCAUAGUGCAUUCUUUGCAGGAACCACCAGAAGAUGAGGAGUGCGAAUUGACGAGUCGUGCCAUUAUGAUCUCGACCAGCAUCAUCGAGACCAUUGUGCUGGCUUUGGCCAAUAUAGAAUUCUAUCUGAAGUCGGAUCAAUCGGCGGUGGCCUUAGUACAUGGACUAGCUGUAAUUCCAUUAUUCUACGAUAUGCUCGGCAAAAUGAGCGAUGACCUGGAUAGUAAUACAGAAACCCUGAAGAGUCUAGCAGUAUUCGGGAAUAUCCUAUCAACUUCACAUCUGGCCUACAAGGAAGGGAAUGCCAUCUACGCCGGAGUUGCUGCUGCUGCAUUCAUAGCUCGCUAUUGUGCCUCAUACAUUGAUGGCUUCUUUCAGGGUAUGGGUGCCCAUGUCAACACUUUGGGCAAUGCCACCAUAUUGGCUCUCAUGACGUACGCUUUAACCCAGAAGUAAAUUAACUUUGUGUUUUAUAAACCAAGAAAUUUAAUAAAAGACAACAGCAAGUGACCCUUAACAAAAUCUUCCCCUCCUUAAAAAUGGAGACAAAAAUGUAUCUCAAAUGACUAAAAAUGUCCCUAAAUACCAAUGGUAAAUAAAUAAUCAAGCACA
Molecule: messenger RNA, 918 nt
Organism: Drosophila willistoni
Lineage: Eukaryota; Metazoa; Arthropoda; Insecta; Diptera; Drosophilidae
Exons: 1
Coding region: 175-762 (195 amino acids)
Source: RefSeq, a predicted model, not a curated record